AUGCAAAAGGGUUGGGGACACUCCUACCAGGGUUCAUAUUCUCGCCGAUUGUGCCAUGCACACAUUCAUCUAGACAAAUGCUUCCUCCUGAAUAAUGACGGCUCACAUAACUGUUGCAGGGAUUUUGCAGAAGCUCUCAAGUCACUGCAAAGGCCAAAGCCCUUUCCGUCGGACCUGACGGAUCUUUACAACCGAGGCAAGCGGCUCGUCAUAGAGAGCAUACAAUGCGGAGUCACCGCAAUGCGCGCACACGUCGAGUGGACCAGACGGCGCUGCACCGAGGGUGUGCAAGCCGUCGGGUCUGCACCCUAUGUCGAGCCCAGCAUCGCGCAGGCGAAGCGCAAUAUCGACCUUAUCCUUGACACCGCCCACGAGAACAAGCUGCAUGCCGACUUCCACCUCGACUACAACCUGGACCCGACCGCCGAGCCCCUCAUAUGGUACCUCCUCGCGCAGCUCCGCAGCCGUAUCAACUCAGGCCGCUGGGCCGACGGAGCGCACGUAUGCGUCGGGCACGCAACGCGCCUCUCUCUCUUCUCCGCAGAGGAGUGGACGCGCUUCCGCAUGGCCGUCGAGGACGCGGAGAAUCAGAACAGUCUGCCGAUCACCCUGCCGGGGCCACCGCGCGCGACGCUCGACGUGCCGGGGCUCGCGCGGGAGCACCGCGUGAAGGUCGGGAUGGCGGUAAAUAACGUCGAGAACGCGUUCACGCCCCAGGGGACGAUCGACCCGCUCGCGCUCUGCCCGAUGGGUGUGGCGGUGUUCCAGGAUGGGACUAAGAGGGGAUGUCAGACACUGGUUGAGGCCGUGACGAUCACUGCUCGCAAGGCCAUCGCGGCGCGAGGCCCCGCCAGCCUGUUCCCCGCCAAGGGCGACGCGGCUGACUUUGUCCUACUCCACGAGAACGACUCGCUCUACUCCGCCGCUCUCAACCCGUCCUACACGCGCACGGUCAUCAAGGACGGGGAGAUCGUGGCGACGAGACGCGCAGACAAGUGGAUCCGGCUCGUCGCGCAACAGUGA
Messenger RNA from Fomitopsis serialis, 1023 nucleotides. RefSeq lists its product as uncharacterized. The record is from RefSeq and is a predicted model, not a curated record. The transcript has 6 exons. NCBI's taxonomy places the organism in Eukaryota, Fungi, Basidiomycota, Agaricomycetes, Polyporales, Fomitopsidaceae. Gene Ontology annotation, molecular function: hydrolase activity, acting on carbon-nitrogen (but not peptide) bonds, in cyclic amidines. Bases 1 to 1023 code for a protein of 340 amino acids.